This is a messenger RNA of Tarenaya hassleriana, 1216 nucleotides long. RefSeq lists its product as uncharacterized. Lineage: Eukaryota; Viridiplantae; Streptophyta; Magnoliopsida; Brassicales; Cleomaceae. The record is from RefSeq and is a predicted model, not a curated record. The transcript is spliced from 8 exons. Bases 99 to 1016 code for a protein of 305 amino acids.
AUCAGAGCAAGAGAGGAAAAAUAUCUCGUCUUGUAAGGGAAUUUUCGAAGAGCUUGUCCGAAUUUCAGGGGACGCGACGAAUCGAAUAAGCGGAAGCAAUGUUCAGGAAUCAGCUGUUUUCACUCUCUGCGUCAACCAACAAUCUCAGUUUUGCUUUCGCGCCUUUCUCUGUCGUUCAGACACAUCCAUUUUCUCCCCAAAAGCGUAAUCUUCCAGUCCUUGCUGCCGCGUCUCACAAUUCGGACGACGUCUCCGGUGCAAGUGGCGGUUCCUCCGGUGAUGACGGCGGAGUCGCGGUGGCGAAGGGGUCCGGCACGACGGCGAGAGGGAGGAGACUCCUCAAGGUUCGGGAAGAGAAGAGGAAGCGCGAAUACGAUCGUCUCCACAAUUACCCUUCUUGGGCCAAAGUAUUGGAGAAUGCGUGUAAAGAGGAUGAAGAGCUUCGAGCUGUUCUUGGCGAUAGUGUUGGGGAUCCAGAGCUCAUGAGAAAAAAAGUUGAAGAAAGAGUGAGGAAGAAGGGAAGAGAUUUCCAAAAGCAGAAGACUGGUUCGGUGCUUGCUUUCAAAGUUAGCUUCCGAGAUUUCAAUCCCGUUGACUCGUUUAUAUGGUUUGAGCUCUAUGGAUCACCAUCUGAUUGCGAUGUUGACCUUAUCGGGAGUGUUAUUCAAGCAUGGUAUGUUAUGGGGCGAUUGGGUGCUUUCAAUACAUCGAACUUGCAGUUAGCAAAUUCAUCAAUGGAGCAUGAUCCUCUCUACGACGCAGAAAAGGGUUCCAAGGUGAUGCCAUCAUCGUUCCAUGAUAUCAGUGACGUCGAGUUUCAGGACAAUUGGGGUCGUGUUUGGAUUGACCUAGGUACUUCUGAUAUAUUUGCCAUCGAUGUACUUCUAAACUCCUUGACAGUUCUGAGUUCAGAGUACUUGGGCAUUCAACAAGUAGUAUUCGGGGGACGAAGAAUGGGAGAUUGGGAAGAGGGCAUGACGGAUCCUGGUUUCGGGUACAAAUACUUCAAGAUCUAAUGCAACAGUAACCAACAGAACCAUUCGCCUGUAACAAUGUCUGAAAUGAGCUUCUGUUUUUUGGUCUGAUAUCCAAUGUCAUUUACUUUUUUAAGUAGACCAGAUGUUUGGUUCAUGAGAACACAGAACCGAACACUUCUUGUAUGCCAUUAGCAAAACACAAAUCCAGCAAAUGCAGAAAUACAUACACUCUUGCUCUA